ACCGCUGUCCGGGCCAUGGCAUGGUAGCUGAUAUCUCCGGAUAUUUUUCCUAGCGACGCAGUUGUUGCGCGAAUCAACUGCGCGGAUGCCGCCGAUCUACCAAGAAGUUCACCUGGGCCUCCAUGCGGGCUCAAACCAAGCUGAAGUCUGCAAGUCCAGACUCGAUAUAAAGUACUCUGAUAUCCCUUCAGAGAACGAAACAAGACUUCACUUCAGUCGGUCCAGUGCUCGCCCUCAGGAUGGUUUUGCCUACAGUACGGUCUUUAACCUCGGCUUACGUUUCGGCUGCCCUCCUGGCUGCAUCCGCAGUAAAUGCGGGGAACUGCUCGGCUGCCGGCAUCGCCAAACCCUCAAUCCCUGAGGCACAGCUGCUACAUCUGUCAGCUCUCCCAGUUGUCGGCUACCAGAAUGGCAAUACCACCUUGGACUUCUGCAACGUGACUGUCACAUACACCCAUCCUGGAAAGAAUGAUGCCAUUCAUACUACCGUCUGGCUUCCCCUAUCGAGCUGGAACGGCCGGCUUCAGGGCUCUGGCGGGGGAGGGUAUGCAAUGCGUCACGACGACUCCGUUCUAGCAGAAGCCGUGGCCCUUGACUAUUCCGUUGUGGCGACAGAUGGCGGCCACACCUACCUCGUAUCUGAAAACUCAGCUACCUGGUCUCUCGAUGCUUCCGAUCAUGUCAACAUGGCCCUUCUCGACGACUUCGCCUACUUGGCUCUGAAUGAAGCGGCCAUCAUUGGCAAACAAAUCAGCCACAGCUUGUACGGUCAUGGGCCAAGCCAGUCGUACUGGAACGGUUGCUCUACCGGCGGCAGACAAGGACUCAUGCUCGCACAGCGGUAUCCCACCGCAUACAAUGGAAUAAUGGCGGCGGCACCAGCCAUCAACUGGCCCACAUUUCUUGUGGCUGAAUACUGGCCGCAAUUUGUAAUGAAUCAGCUUCAGACCUACCCGCCGACGUGCGUAACGGACGCGAUUACUUCUGCUGCUGUCAGCGCCUGCGACUCUCUUGACGGGGUUGUUGAUGGCGUGAUAUCUGCGCCUGGUCUCUGUAACUUCGACCCUCUCUCUUUGGUCAAUAAGACCAUCACAUGCAACGAUACUAGCGUGCAAAUAACCCAGUCAGCGGCUCUAUCUGUCAAGCUUAUGUGGGCAGGCAUGCGCUCGUCCAACGGGACUUUUCUAUGGUAUGGUCUGGAGCGAGGCGCUCCCCUCUCCAUGGGCAGUGAUGGAAGCCUCGGGGCCACCACCUGCAGCUCGGCACUGAAUUGCACCGGAUCUCCAUUUGCCAUCUCUUCUGACUGGAUUCGUCGUUAUAUCCUCCAGGAUCCCGCUUUCGACCUCACCACCCUCGACCACGCGGAAUUGGAUAGCAUCCUUGCACGCUCCAUAGCCGAAUACGACUCAAUCAUCGGAACCGACGACCCCGAUUUGUCAGCCUUCAAGCUUGCCGGGGGAAAGAUGAUCACGUGGCACGGUCUAGCUGACCCACUGAUCUUCCCCAAGGGCACAGAGCACUACUACCGUCGAGUGCAAGAGCGUGAUCCGGCCGUGCGGGACUUCUACCGCUUCUUUCCGGCCCCGGGGGUGCAUCACUGCGAAGGUGGAAACGGUCCUGUUCCCGUUGACCCCUUGUCGCAAGUUGUUGAGUGGGUGGAAGAUGGUGUGGUUCCGGAGACUCUCCUCGCGCAAGCGGCGGAUGGUCGGACGCGAGCACUGUGUCCAUGGCCGCUCGUUUCGGUGUACAAUUCGGGUGAUGUCAUGGAUGAGAGAUCAUACACGUGUGAGGAACAGCGAACCUGGUUCUAAGUGUUGCUUGGUGGGUGAUUUUCUAAUGGUCUAGUCGAUUACGUUUUCAAGUUAGUUUUGUCUGGACAGUUGAUAACAACGUAC
This is a messenger RNA of Aspergillus saccharolyticus JOP 1030-1, 1895 nucleotides long. RefSeq names its product putative feruloyl esterase. The transcript has a single exon. NCBI's taxonomy places the organism in Eukaryota, Fungi, Ascomycota, Eurotiomycetes, Eurotiales, Aspergillaceae. Bases 240 to 1811 code for a protein of 523 amino acids. The record is from RefSeq and is a predicted model, not a curated record.